CGUGUAUUACGUUACGCAAGAAAUGCGAAUAGAUGAUCCUCUUCAAGAAACGUGACAUUUUCCAGUAGAUGAAGAAAGCUAUGGCUAAUAUUAUGAUACGAUAACAUCAUUCAAAAGGGCACUUAGUCAGGUUUAUUAGACAAUUAUGGCUUUAGCUCAACAGUCACUUGCACGAGUAUCAACUGUAUUCAAAAGAUGUAGACUGCACAUGUUUGGAAGGACAACAAACCCAACAUACUUAAUGAGGUGUUAUCAUCAUCACCUUGGUAAUCCUCUGGGCAGAAGAAGGAACGAUUCAGUAACACCAUGGGAGCUAUCUUCAUUAGAUGUGAAAUCAAGCAUGGAGUAUUUUUACUCUACUGUUUGUCAUCAAAGAUCAGGAGCUGCAAGUGGGUGUCUGCAAAUGUCACAGAGACAGGCUUCUCAAGUUUCUCAACCUCCAUGGCAAGUAAUGCCCUUCGGCAAACUUGACCAACCAAAGAAGAAAGAUUUCAAAGAACCCACCUCUUCAUCAGCUGUGUCUGUUCUGGAUCUGGAUGGCCAUGCAAUGUCAUAUCUUGAGAGGCUCCAUGAUGCAGACACUCCUCCAGAAGUUUUGGCAGUCCUGCAAGAGGGUAGGAAUGACCUUUCCAUUGUGCAUUAUAGUCGUGCUCUUGGAAGACUCGCUGAUAUUUACCGUGACAAAAAGCAAGAGGAAGGGCUUGUAAGAAGUAACAUGGCUCCUGUGUUAUAUGAUUCAAGAUUCAGGCACCUGUGCCAUGUUGUCCUCCGACAGUCACGACACCUGGAGAAUGAUUUAUACCUAGACACUCUAAAAGCAUUGCAGAGGUUGAAGAUUCCUCUGAAGAGCAGCAUGAUGUAUACAUUUUUAGUGCAAGCUGAACAGCGUGUCAAUACGUUCAAUGCGGCAGAACUAGCCCAGUUUGCAGGUAUCUUGAGCCUAUAUGAUCAUAAGAAUCCAAGGGUGCAAGCUCUGGUGGAUGCAGUUGGUAUCUUGAUACCCAGACAUAUUAAUGAUUUGAGGACCUUCCACCACACCCUGAUCCUGAUCAAAGUAGUGGGUACGUCACUGGAUGGUGUAUCUCGAGGCAAACUAGCCAACUUGCUUCUUGCCAUUCUAGCUGCAGAUGAGGAGCGUUCUUUGGAGAACAUUACUCAGGCUGUCCUAGCUCUUCAUCAGAUGGACUACAAAAUAGACAUCCUCCUGGAAUUAGCGUGCCCAGUACUGACUCAGAAUAUGAAAGAUCUAUCGGAUUCUGAUCUCCAUAACCUGCUGUGUGCAUUCAGUGGUCUCUGCCAUGCUGAUCAGGACUUCUUUGAAGCAGCAUCAGAGAGAAUCCUAGAAGACAUUGACAAGUGGAGUUCUCCUUGGUUGAUCAAUGUUGCCGAAGCAUUCAGUGUCGUUGAGAUCAAAGCACCUUUUCUUCUUGACCGAAUUAUCAGGAGAGUGAUGGAUAAUGGAGUGAGGGAGAUCAGUCUGAUGGACAUGACCAAACUCAUCUGCAGCUUGAAUGCUCUAGGCCAUAGACCCCCAUCCAGCUGGGACUUUGAAAACUUUGUCACUAUGGCUACCAGAUCAUUGGUAUCGGACACUUCUAGGUUAUCAUCUGCGGACUGCAGGACUGUGUUGUCUUUAGCUCACUCUCUAGCAUCACUAGGCUACUUCCCUGCUGACCUCUGGGAGUUUAUAACCAGUAGAAAGUUUGCCAACUGUUUCAUGAUGGUCAAAGAUGUCAAAGAGUACAAGAAGAUGAUCAGCGAUAUCAAGAUCCUAACUCAACAACUGAAAGACAGUCAUCAGGAUACAGCCGCCAUGUGGGCUGACAGCAUACAGAAGUUACUACCUCUGCAAUGAUAUUAGCUUGAUACAAGAUGCUGUAUCACAGCUUAUUAAAUGGAUGAGAGAACAGACAAGAUAGUCUUUAGCUUAGAGCUCCCAAAGUACUCUGGAAACAGUAAAAUAGCUCUGUUAAAACAAAAGCAAUAUUUGAACAGCAUUGCAAGUAAAUCACAAUUGUGACUAUAUCCCAUUCAAAGAGAGCUUUCAUGAAAAUAGGUACAUGUAUUUUACUUUGCUUUACCUAUUAGCUACACUGUGGCUUACUUGCUCAUUAAUAUACCCAACAAAAAUUACUUUUGUCAAUGUACAGGUUUGGUGCAAAGGUUAGAUGCUUUCUGUCUGUCAGAGGUUUCCAUGAUAUAUUACUAUUAUGUAUGUGGAAAAUGUCAGAGUAUUGUGGUCUCGAAUUAGCAUGGAGUCCAGUAUCAUUAUUGUGCCAGUUAUUUUCCUAUGUACAAAAAUGUAUGUAGCUGUACAAUUCUGAUUAAAAAAAAUAUUUGCCUCUGAAAUAAAUGCUGCAGAAUUAACAUACUUUUAUCUUCAAUAUAUUGAUGGAAUUUUUAGACCUCUUACCCUCUAAAUCUUAAAUAAGAAAUGUUACAAGUCCCCUCCCACCCC
Strongylocentrotus purpuratus (purple sea urchin) is the source of this 2458-nucleotide messenger RNA. RefSeq lists its product as uncharacterized. The record is from RefSeq and is a predicted model, not a curated record. The transcript has 4 exons. NCBI's taxonomy places the organism in Eukaryota, Metazoa, Echinodermata, Echinoidea, Camarodonta, Strongylocentrotidae. Bases 146 to 1855 code for a protein of 569 amino acids. Gene Ontology annotation, cellular component: mitochondrial matrix; ribonucleoprotein granule. Gene Ontology annotation, molecular function: RNA binding. Gene Ontology annotation, biological process: mitochondrial RNA processing; regulation of mitochondrial mRNA stability.